Hyposmocoma kahamanoa is the source of this 599-nucleotide messenger RNA. Its product is annotated as mpv17-like protein. NCBI's taxonomy places the organism in Eukaryota, Metazoa, Arthropoda, Insecta, Lepidoptera, Cosmopterigidae. The record is from RefSeq and is a predicted model, not a curated record. Bases 37 to 561 code for a protein of 174 amino acids. The transcript is spliced from 2 exons. Gene Ontology annotation, cellular component: cytoplasm; membrane.
CAUGAAUGGUGUGUCAUUUUACAUGAUGCAGAGGAAAUGGCCCCGAUAUCAUACAACCUAAUACGUGGCAUGGUGUCGUAUGCUAUUAUCUGGCCAGCGUCUAGCGUCACUGAGGAGUACUUGCUGCAUGGAACAACACCAGACAAUGCCGACUGGGCAAGAGCUGCAAGAUUCGGCUUCUUUGGCGCAUUCUUCAUGUCACCUCUAUUCUACAACUGGAUGAGGCUCAACGAUCGACUCUUCCCGAAGAAAGACCUGGUUACGGCACUGAAAAGGUCAGCAUUAGAAGCCUGCACCUACGCGCCUCUUGCUAUGUCCUAUUUCUUCUUUGGCAUGUGUAUGCUGGAAGGAAAGCCUUAUGAAGCUUGUGUCAUUGAAUUAAAAGAAAAGCUGUGGCCGACUUAUAAAUUAGGAUUAGUGUAUUGGCCUACAGUACAAACUAUCAAUUUCUAUUUUGUGUCACCAAAGAACAGGAUUAUCUUCGUGAGUAUAGCAAGUUUUGUCUGGACAGUCUACAUGUGUCACGUAAAAGCGAAGUUGACAAACAAGUCCGAUUCGUGAAAAGUCGAAAGAAAUAGAAAGAAGCAUGAUGUCAUAGA